UGAGUAUCGACGGUGAAAAGGGACGAGAGUUUCGAGGGCCACAAAAAUUUACAAGGUUCCUGCUAACUGUGGACAAUACAAAUAUAUCGUCUAGUGUGGAAGGUACGCUGGAUCUGAUUGAUGAGGAUCUAGCGCAAUUUUCGGAAAGAUGUCUGAAUGCUGUAACUGAAUCGAGUAUGGUUUUGAAGGAAAGUGUCAAUGUUGCUUGGAUCAGUCCUCCAGCAGGCAGUGGAUGUAUCUUAAUUAGAGCUUCAGUUGCAGAAAGUCCGGAAACAUGGUUCAUUGACGAGAACAGUAUAGCAAAAAUGGUUUGUCAAGAUCCAAGGGUAGAGGAAGACGACCCCGGACCUGUAUUGUCCGAAUGCUGUGCCUGUGACGAGGCCAAAUAUGAAGUCACCUUUGAGGGUCUUUGGUCCAGAAAUACUCACCCGAAGGACUUUCCUUCAAAAGGCUGGCUUAUUCGCUUUUCGGAUGUUAUUGGCGCCUCACAUACCAUCGAUUACAGAUUCUGGCAGUUCAAUGAGACUUCCAGUGAAGGACUACAGCAGGUAGCAGAAUUCGGAUCAACAAGGAAGUUGGAGUCAGAAUUGAAGGAACAGAGCCAACACAUUAGAACAAUCAUCAAAGCCCGAGGCAUAAGCCACCCAAACGUAACUGGUCGUACAUUCGCAGUCUUUAGAGUUGAUCGAAAGCAUCACCUGAUGUCCCUUGUAUCCAUGAUUGUUCCCUCACCAGAUUGGAUCGUCGGUGUAUCGGGUCUCGAACUCUGCCUAUCAAACUGUUCAUGGAUAGAGCACAAGGAGCUGAAUUUGUAUCCGGUGGAUGCAGGUACUGAUGACGGAAUUACUUAUAUGUCGCCAGAUUCGCCGACAGAUCCGCAUGAACCAAUAAGGCGAAUCACGUCCGGCUGGCCGAAUGACACUCGAUCGCCCUUCUACAAUUCCCUUGGUGGGGACAUGAAACCCAUGGCUAAACUUCACCUGAAACGUCAGAGACUCUACGAAAAAACAUGCGACGACGCUGUCACCUCACUCGUUGAUUCAGAGGCUUGCAGGACAACGCGCUGGGGUGAAUGGGAACCAUGUUCAGUCACUUGCGGACGUGGUAUUCGGCUGCGGCAGAAGCAUUACAAGGAUUGGCAGACUGCAGCAGCUAACAAUUGCAAUGUGAAGCUGACAGAUAAGAUGGAGUGCAUGGAAAGAGGCCCAGACUGCCUCCAUCUUGACGCAACAAUGCUGAACAACCCUGAGUGUGUCUUAAGCGACUGGACUGAUUGGAGCGAGUGCACAACUACUUGUGGUGAUGGAAUGAAAACACGAUCACGGAAUUUCAUCAACAAAAAAGCGCGGAAACGUUGCAGAACUACGAGUAAUAGUCUGGAGCUGGAGCAGACAAUCGACUGUCAAAAUCAACCCUGCAUUGAAAAUGAAGAAGGAACUGAAGAAAACGAAAAUGCGUAUGAAAAUGAAACUGAAAACGGAAAUGGCAAUGAGUAUGACGAGGAUCAUUUGGAAAACGAGGAGGUCGAGAGAGAGGUGGAAGAAGAGUUCAAGGAAGAAGAGGAUCAGGAUGUGGAGGCAACCGAAGAAUGGUUGCAGGUGAGGGUCAAUUGCUGAUGAAAAAUUAGAUGCGCGAUUAUAAUACAUCCUUUUAACAAUUUCGAAUUUCGAUGCACCAAUUAACCGCAUCUUCGUCGAUUUUCUUACAUUCAACGAUUUUAGACUGACACACGUGAACAUCAUAGAUUUUAGGAUGCAUAUCCGUCGAUGACACGAGCGCAAUAAUAUUAUAUAAAAUACUGUUGUGUACAUUAAUUCCAAUUUUUGAACAAAGUCAUUGCAUGUGUUCUUACGGCCAUCAGGGCUCGCAGUGUAGCAUUCAUGUUUAAUGUACAGUACAUAAGUGAUGGAUCACAAUGUGAACAAAUAUAUGUGGAGUGGUGACGAACCGUGGCGCCUAUAACAGGUGAUUACGGAGUUGAAAUAUUUGAGAAACUACUACAACAAUGUCAAUCUUUCCUACUACUCUCCUCGACGGUCUCUCUCGAGAUCAAUCGCCCGUUGAUACAAAGUUUACGAGAUAUUGAUAUUUUUCCAUCUGUUCAGAAACAAAAAAUUUUGAUCAUUCGAUCAGUUGUCAAAAAAUGAACCUAGCAAUUAAAAUUUGGUAUGAUUUUUCCAGUAUAAUAUGAAAAACCUAGUAUAAUAUGAAUAUAAUAUGAUGUAUAAUAUGAUAUAUAAUAUAAA
Diachasma alloeum is the source of this 2246-nucleotide messenger RNA. Its product is annotated as spondin-1. Gene Ontology annotation, cellular component: extracellular matrix. Gene Ontology annotation, biological process: cell adhesion. Lineage: Eukaryota; Metazoa; Arthropoda; Insecta; Hymenoptera; Braconidae. The record is from RefSeq and is a predicted model, not a curated record.